This is a messenger RNA of Hevea brasiliensis (rubber tree), 2465 nucleotides long. RefSeq lists its product as uncharacterized. Lineage: Eukaryota; Viridiplantae; Streptophyta; Magnoliopsida; Malpighiales; Euphorbiaceae. The transcript has 11 exons. Gene Ontology annotation, molecular function: DNA binding; protein binding. Bases 451 to 2160 code for a protein of 569 amino acids. The record is from RefSeq and is a predicted model, not a curated record.
CCACGUAGUUCAUCUUAAUGAAAAAAAACAAAUCUUAAUCCAUUAGUCUUCUCCUCACUCUUCAGCUCUUGCAACGUCAGCUUCUCUGUCCUAUUCUCAGUCCACAUUUUUCCGUCGGCGGGGCCACCACUUCCGUCUCCGGCCACCGCCACCGCCACUGCAGCCCACCGCUAACGGCUUCUUCAACUUUUGAUACCAUUAUUAGUCAUUGGAGACCCCAUAGCUACUGCACAUGUGUUAACCGGCGUCGCUUCACCCAGCUGCACUCAACCAGCACGCCAAUCAAAGUCCUUUCUUCUUGCAGGGCAGAUGAUAUAUUCUGAAUACAUCAAAAUGCGAGCGUUUGUGUUCUAGUACAAGCAGAGGCCAAAUUGAAGCAAGGCGGAGGCUGAGAUUCAUUAGAUAUCAUUGUGACACAGUUAAAGUUAGUUUGGUGGUUAUUUUCACAACAUGCCUGAGAGUGAGCCAUUUUUUUGGAUGGAAGAGCAUGCAGGGAAGCUCUAUGUUCCUGUAGGUAUGAAAAGAAAAGCUAGAACAAGGAAACUGGAGUUUGUUGGGUGGGGAUCAAGGCCACUUAUUGAGUUUCUUGAAUCAAUUGGUAAAGAUACCAGUAAACAGAUUUCUCAAUAUGAUGUUACUGCCAUUAUAAAUAAAUAUGUAAAUGAUCAUAACCUUCAUCACCCAGCAAAAAAGAAGAGGAUUCUUUGUGAUGAGUGGCUCCUUUCUCUUUUUGGAAGGAAAACCAUUGCCCGAAACAAAAUCUAUGAAAUGCUGGGAACGCACUUUGCUGAAAACCAAGCCGAUUCAGAUGAUGAUUUUCUUUAUAGUUCAGAAGAAGAGGAUUCUGCCUGUCAGCAACAGAAGAAUUUAACUUCAGAAAGAAAAACAUAUAUUAAAAAGAAGGUUUUGGAAGCUCCAAAAAGCUGUUUUGCGGCCAUAAUUCCUGAUAAUAUUAAACUCGUCCAUUUGAAAAGGAGUUUAGUUCAGGAUCUUCUCAAGGAACCGGAAACAUUGGAAGGAAAAAUUGUAGGAAGCUUUGUAAGAGUCAAGUCUGACCCAAAUGACUACCUUCAGAAAAACUCUCAUAUGCUUGUGCAAAUUACAGGUUUAAAGAAGGGCCCUGAGUCCAAUGAUAAGGGUGCAGAAAUUGUUCUUCAAGUUUCAAAUUUUAUGAAAGAUGUCCAUAUAUCCAUGCUUUCCGAUGAUAACUUCUCUGAGGCAGAAUGUGAGGAUUUGCGUCAGAGAAUAAAAGAUGGUUUGCUAAAGAGGCCAACUCUUGUCGAGUUGGAAGAGAAGGUUCGUGUCUUGCAUCAAGAUGUAACAAAUCAUUGGCUUGUGGGAGAACUUGCUUUACUACAAAAGCUAAUUGAUCGAGCCAAUGAAAAGGGGUGGCGCAAAGAACUCUUUGAAUACCUGGAUAGAAGGCAGCUGCUGCAGACUCCAGAUGAACAAUCUCGGCUGUUGCGUGAAGUUCCAGAAGUUAUUGCUGAUGAAGUAGAAGUUGAAACUACUCCACAGGAUUGUCCAGAUGGUAUAGAAGAGGGAAAUCAUAUUUCACCAGAAUCAGUCCCCAAUGAAGGUGCUGAAAUCCGUAUUCGUGAUGUGGCAGCGAAGAAAGUUCCAGCAGCUUGGAUUUCUUUUAAUGUAGAUUCAACAGGGAACCAUGCAGCCAUGGCAACAUCAAAUCAGAACAAUAGAAUGGGGAACCAAGCAGCCAUGGCAACAUCAAAUCAGAACAAUAGAAUGGGGAACCAAGCAGCCAUGGCAACGUCAAAUCAGAACAAUAGAAUGGAUGAGCAAAAGCAACCAACAGAGAUUGAUUGUGAGAGAGAUGGUAAAAUGCAGCCUAUGAAUGGACAAGAGCAUUCUCAAUCUCAAGGUGUGAUGAAUGUCGAGGUGAUCAAAUUGAGUAGUGAUGAUGAAGAAGAAGAUGAAGAAAAUGAAGAAGAUGAAGAUUCAAGUGAUGAUGAUAUGUCAAGCUAUAUAUGGUAUUAUAAAGAUCCUCAGGGAGAUACACAGGGUCCAUUCACAAUUGCAUCAUUGAAACGUUGGAGUGAUGCUGACUAUUUUCCUCCAAAUUUCAAGAUAUGGCAGGCAGGACAGAGCCCAAAGGAAGGUGUUGUACUGAGAGAUGUUCUUCGCGAGACAUAUCCAGAUUGAUUCCGGACGCGAAUAUCCAGAUUGAUUCCGGACAGUUCCAUCUGGUGGUCUGUUUCUCACAUUUGGUGUCCUUGUACAACAUGCAGGACUGCUAGAAAGUUAUACAAAUAAAUUGCAGGGCCUCUAUUAAGGAAAAUCCAUCAUUCCUGUAUGGUAGAGACUGUAAAAUCCCUGUUUGCCCUGCCAAUAAGAACUCUCAGGGACUGCCUGUUUGUACAUUUUAGCUCUUAUUAAUUUCAUGCAAUAUGGCUUCUAUAGACUGUUGUGUAACCUUUUUAAAUAAAAUUGACCGCCAUCUUUCAGUA